AUGGGAGCAGACAGAGACAGGACGUCCUGUGGAGGAGCCUCUCUGACCUCUCCUCCUCCCCCUCUCUCCUCCUCGCUCCUCCUCCUCUCUCCUCGACUCUCUCUUCCCCCUCUCUCCUCUCUCCCCUCCUCCUCUCCUCCUCUCUCCUCCUCUCUCCCCUUCUCUCCUCCUCCUCUCUUCUCCUCCUCGCUCCUCCUCUCUCCUCCUCUCUCCCCUUUUCCUCGCUCCUCCUCUCUUCUCCUCCUCGCUCCUCCUCUCUCCUCCUCCUCGCUCCUCCUCUCUUCUCCUCCUCGCUCCUCCUCUCUCCUCCUCCUCUCUCCUCCUCUCUCCUCCUCUCUCCCCCUCUCUCCUCCUCGCUUCUCCACUCUCCCCCUCUCUCCUCCCCCUCUCUCCUCUCUCCCCUCCUCCUCUCUCCUCCUCUCUCCCCCUCUCUCCUCCCCCUCUCCUCUCUCCCCUACUCCUCUCUCCUUCUCUCCCCCUCUCUCCUCUCUCUCCUCCUCCUCUCCCCCCCCCUCCCCUCCUCUCUCCUCCUCGCUCCUCCUCCUCUCUCCCCCUCUCUCCUCCUCUCUCCUCCUCCUCUCCCCCCCUCUCUCCUCCUCUCUCCUCCUCUCUCCUCCUCCUCCUCUCUCCCCCUCUCUCCUCCUCCUCUCUCCUCCUCCUCUCUCAUCCUCUCUCCUCCUCCUCUCCCCCCCUCUCCUCCUCCUCUCUCCUCCUCCUCUCCCCCUCCUCUCUCUCUCCUCCUCCUCUCCCCCCCUCUCCUCCUCUCUCUCCUCUCUCCUCCUCCUCCCCCCCCUCUCUCCUCCACUCUCCCCCUCUCUCCUCCCCCUCUCUCCUCCCCCUCUCCUCUCUCCCCUCCUCCUCUCUCCUCCUCCCCCCCCCCCCUCUCUCCUCCUCUCUUCUCCUCGCUCCUCCUCCUCUCCUCCUCUCUCCUCCUCUCUCCUCCUCCACUCUCCUCCUCCUCCUCCCCCUCCCCCUCUCUCCUCCUCCUCUCUUCUCCUCUCCUCCUCCUCCUCUCUCCCCCUCUCUCCUCUUCCUCUCUCCUCCUCCUCUCUCAUCCUCCUCUCUCCCCCUCUCUCCUCCUCCUCUCCCCCCUCUCUCCUCCUCCUCUCUCCUCCUCCUCCCUCCUCCUCCUCUCUCCUCCUCUCUCCUCCUCGCUCCUCCUUCCUCAGGCCUCAGACUGGCCUCAGACUGACCUCAGGCUGA
Molecule: messenger RNA, 1203 nt
Organism: Knipowitschia caucasica
Lineage: Eukaryota; Metazoa; Chordata; Actinopteri; Gobiiformes; Gobiidae
Source: the annotation of a GenBank genome assembly